Molecule: messenger RNA, 896 nt
Organism: Heteronotia binoei (common prickly gecko)
Lineage: Eukaryota; Metazoa; Chordata; Lepidosauria; Squamata; Gekkonidae
Gene: SPATC1L
Product: spermatogenesis and centriole associated 1 like
Exons: 3
Coding region: 126-596 (156 amino acids)
Source: RefSeq, a predicted model, not a curated record
GUUUCCUUAAAUGGAGGCAACUGUGGUUGGAGUUAUGAGCAUGUGCCUUUUUGUAAGUUGUGUGAAGACAUAGCUUGCCAUCAGUGGAGAAAUAUUUCUGUUAAAAAUUUCAUUCAGAUCUCGAGAUGGCUCAAAGCAGCAAGAAAAACGGGCGUGUCGUGGGAGAGAUUGCCUUCCAGUUGGAUAGGCGCAUCCUGGCUCAUGUGUUUCCUGGUGUCACACGCCUCUAUGGAUUCACAGUGUCCAACAUUCCAGAGAAGAUCAAGCAGGUCUCUAUGAAUUGCCUGGGUGGUUCUGUGGAUGAGAAAAAGUUUCGAGCCAUGACCCAGCGCUAUUUAGACCUGAUCACUCACCUGGAAAAGAUGGGCUACAACAUUGAUGUCCACCCAGUCUUCAGUGAGUUUCUCAUCAAUACCUACGGCAUUCUGAAGCAAAGGCCGGAUUUGAAUUCUAGCCCAAUACACAACAGUCCUGCUGAACUCCGGAAGAUGGUAAUUGAUACGGUGCCACCCAGGUUCCUUGGUGAUACCUUGCUUCUUUUAAACUGUUUGUGCGAACUUUCCAAAGACGACAACAAGAGCCUCUUCGCCUGGUAAUGCCAACUGUGAUUCUUGUUCCUAAAUCUCCAACAGGAAUAGAAAACCUGCAACAUCUCUCGAAUACAAACCUAUCUGCUGAAAGAGGACAUGACGGGUUCUUGUGUCAGGGUCUUGCCAACUGACUUAUUGUCUUAAUAUUGCUUUUGAUUAAAUAUGUACUUUUUCUGUUUCUAUCCAUACUGCUUGAAAUAUAUAUAUUUAAAUCAUUGUUGUUAGCUGCCACAGGAGCCGUGUUUGGGCUAGACUGUGAGAGCUGAAUAUUAGAAUAAAUAACAAAUAAAACAUUGUUAAUGUUCA